Molecule: messenger RNA, 459 nt
Organism: Ixodes scapularis (black-legged tick)
Lineage: Eukaryota; Metazoa; Arthropoda; Arachnida; Ixodida; Ixodidae
Exons: 1
Coding region: 1-459 (152 amino acids)
Biological process (GO): DNA integration
Molecular function (GO): nucleic acid binding
Source: RefSeq, a predicted model, not a curated record
AUGUCUUCUACAUCCACCACUAAAAUAUUGGAAAAACUUCGAGGAGCCUUUUCUGCUUACGGUUUGCCCGAGGUACUAGUGAGCGGCAACGGUCCGCAGUUCACGUCAGCUGAGUUUGCUGACUUCAUGAACGCCAACGGCGUGAAACACAUUCGCACCCCGCCUUACCACGCAGCCUCUAACGGUGCCGCAGAGCGCACGGUUCAAACUGUGAAACGAGCAUUGCUCAAGCAGGUGCUCGAAGGCGAAGCAACCGGUCGGCAGUGUUCUCUUCAGGAAAAUGUUCACAGUUUUCUGAUCUGUUAUCGCAACACACCAAACAGCGUGACUGGGAAAACGCCCGCCGAACUAUUCCUAAGGCGCCAGCCACGCACAAAACUUUCCCUGCUUAAACCCGACUUUGCCGGCGCCAUGCAACGCAAGCAAGAACAUGUGAAGGAACAACGCGAUGUGUCGUGA